Molecule: messenger RNA, 1088 nt
Organism: Scylla paramamosain (green mud crab)
Lineage: Eukaryota; Metazoa; Arthropoda; Malacostraca; Decapoda; Portunidae
Exons: 4
Coding region: 27-692 (221 amino acids)
Molecular function (GO): calcium ion binding
Source: RefSeq, a predicted model, not a curated record
ACUACCGCCUCUUCGUCCACACAGCAAUGAAGACUUAUCAUCUCGCAUGGGCUGUAGCUGCUGUGUGGGCGGCUGUGGGCGUGGGCGUGGUGGAGGCGACGCAGUCCCACGCCAUCCCUCACUCACACAUGAAGCACCGCCACGCCCCGGGAGAAGCUCACAAGCACUAUGCACCGAAGAAGCACCUGCCAGGCAGCAAGCAGGACAGAGUCGACCCAAAGAGGCUUCCUCAAGGGAACCAAGCGAAUCCUCAACUGCUGGAGGACAAUGAGCUCUUCCGCGACAGAGAGCACCUGAAGGAGGAGCUGCCGGAGUACAUGAACAUUGAGAAGAUAGAGCAGAUGUCGGACAAGGAGCUGGAUUACCACUACUUCAGCAUGCAUGAUUUCGACAACAACCUACAACUGGAUGGUCUUGAGAUUCUGGCAGCCCUGGGACACGUGGUAGACGAGGCGGAGGUGGAGGAAGAGGGGAUGGAAGGUAAGGAGGGGGCAGCUCAGGACGACGAGGCUCUGAAAGGCUUGAGUGACGAGGAGCGCAAGGUGCUGAGGCACUACCGGUACCAGAAGUGGGAGGAUGGUUGGAAAUUCUAUAUAGAUCUGGUUGACGGCGUGCUGGAGAACAAUGACCAAGACAAGGACGGAUACAUCAGCUGGAGGGAAUUCCUUCACGGACGCAACAGGAAGAUGUAAACUCCGGGAAUGCGAGUACCGAGUGAGUGUACCGAGGCGAAUGUUAAGUGUAGCAUAGCAAAUAAGACAUGGGAACACCAGUAGCAGAUUGUACACUCGCUCCAAAAAACUAUCGGUGCAUGGUGUUGUAUUCAGAGAACGCAGCCAUGAUGAAAAGGAUCAAUACAUGAGUGCUUCUGUACGCUGAUUCGAAACGUGUGGAAUAAGACUACGGAAAUACAUCUCUAUAUACCAGCGUUGGCAUCUCAGCACGCUCCUUCCCCAACACUUAUCGUCACUGGUCUCAAAAUGUUUAGCCUAAAAUAUGCACCGGUACUUUUUUGAGCGAGUACCUUGGAAUGAAGAACAGAAACACGAUUGUCAAGUGUACCUAAGAAAAUGAAAACUCUGAACCUC